AUGGACAGUGCACCGUUGGUGCCGGUACUGGGCUCCAUGGCGGCGAUUCAACAAGCACUGGCUGAGGAAACCGAGCGUCUGGUUGCCCUGCGCUUUAGUAGCGAUCCAGCAGCUGUAGAUUGUGUCUUCAUGGACGAAAUCCUCGCAAGAUCAGCAGCGCGCGUGCGGAGGUUCGCAGUGGUGUACGGUGUGGACUUGCGGCAGGUUCCGCAGGCUGCGCGGCGCUUCGGCGUUGAGGCGUGGCGACCCCUGUCGCUCCAGUUCUAUUAUCGAAAGCGCCUCAUCAAGGUGGACUGUGGUACUGGAGACACGGCGCGUCUGACCCGUCCGGUGCCGAGCGUGCAGCAGCUGGUGGACCUCUUCGAAGUCGUCUAUCGACAGGCGUUGCGCGGAAAGGGUCUCGCGAUGGCGCCGUUCCGACUCUAG
Messenger RNA from Cyanidioschyzon merolae strain 10D, 426 nucleotides. RefSeq names its product thioredoxin-like U5 snRNP compornent dim1. Gene Ontology annotation, cellular component: spliceosomal complex; U4/U6 x U5 tri-snRNP complex; U5 snRNP. Gene Ontology annotation, biological process: mRNA splicing, via spliceosome. The transcript has a single exon. The record is from RefSeq and is a predicted model, not a curated record. The coding region runs from base 1 to 426 and encodes 141 amino acids. Lineage: Eukaryota; Rhodophyta; Bangiophyceae; Cyanidiales; Cyanidiaceae.